This is a messenger RNA of Drosophila innubila, 1430 nucleotides long. RefSeq lists its product as uncharacterized. The transcript is spliced from 2 exons. NCBI's taxonomy places the organism in Eukaryota, Metazoa, Arthropoda, Insecta, Diptera, Drosophilidae. Bases 45 to 1310 code for a protein of 421 amino acids. The record is from RefSeq and is a predicted model, not a curated record.
UUUAAGUUGCCUCUUGAAGCUGAAACGCGUAAGUUUAACUAAGUAUGCCGCCAAACAGUGAAUCCUUUAAUCUGGAUGAGUUGGAAGCGCCCAGCUGGAUGGAUGCUCAAUAUUUCAGAGAUGUUUUGCGUGGUCAUGAAAACGAUGAGGGUGUGGAGGUGAUCGCCUUAAAGAUCUCACCCGCCAGUGGCAAAGGGGAUCACUAUGCAAGUAUUAUGUUCCGGGCUGCUGUAGAGUAUAAAAGCGAAAAGGGCAAGUUCAUCAAGUCGCUGAUCAUUAAGACAAUGCCCGAAAAAGAGGGACAUAAGAAAGAACUGCUGGAAGAAUCUCAUGUUUUCGAGACUGAGAUUAACAUGUACGCAGAAAUGCUACCCAAAUUUGAGGAAAUAUUGCGACAGACUGGCGAUGAGACAUCACUGUAUGUGCCCUGCAUCUACUACAGCAUGAAGCCACGUCAGGUAAUGAUAUUUGAGGAUCUAGUGCCUCAGGGUUAUAUUGUGAAUCGUAGUGGGAAGCCAACUAUAGAGGAGGUUCACUGUGCCUACACCAAGUUAGCCAAAUGGCAUGCCGUAAGCUUAAAAUUGAAUAAAGAACAACCCUUACUGAUGGAGAAAUUCAAGCACAGUUUAAUGGAACUUCCUGGAAUCGAUAAAGAUCCCAUGUUUUCAACUGGAAUGGAUUAUUUUCUGAAGUUGUUGGACUCCAUGCCAGACCUGAAAGAAUACAAACCGUACUUUGAAAAAAUACGUCCCAACUAUCUGAAGCACUGCAUAAACACUUUUAAGGAGUAUCGGGAGAAUCCUCAGGAGGAUGCAUAUUACGUACUCUGCCAUGGGGACUUUCACAUUAGGAACAUGAUGUUCAAACACAACAAAACCAGCGGAGCAUUAGAGGACUGUAUGCUGCUUGACUUCCAGAUGAGCUAUCUGGGACCCAUGCCUAAUGAUAUCAUUUAUUCGAUCUAUAAUCUCUUGUCCUCCGAGCAACGACAGAACCAAAGGGAUGAGAUUAUUUAUUUUUACUUUUCUACUUUAACCGACACAUUGAAGAAAAUCAAUUAUGAUGGCGAAAUGCCGUCAUUAGUCAAAUUUAGAGAACAGCUUUUCCGGCAUAAAUAUUUGGAAUUCUUUUUGCUUACAACAUUUAUGCCCCUAUUGCUUGCACUUCGGAAUGGCAAAUAUGAGCUCUCUGAAAUGAUUGAAAAUAAGCAUUUGAGGUCAACGUUGUAUAACGAGGAGAAUUACAUCUCGGAGGUUAGAUACAACCUGAAGCGGUAUUUACAUCUGGGGUACUUUGAAGAUUUGCAAUAAUAUUAAUGUUAAUCGCAUAUAGUAUAAAAUAUAUGUUAAACUUAAAUUACAACAGGAAUAUUGUACAUUUUUCACAAUAUACGUUAAUAAAAGAUUCGCAAUAAUUAAGCAUUCCAUUUU